This is a messenger RNA of Candida tropicalis MYA-3404, 1158 nucleotides long. It is a transcript of the gene SAM2, whose product is annotated as methionine adenosyltransferase. The transcript has a single exon. Gene Ontology annotation, cellular component: cytosol. Gene Ontology annotation, biological process: S-adenosylmethionine biosynthetic process. The coding region runs from base 1 to 1158 and encodes 385 amino acids. NCBI's taxonomy places the organism in Eukaryota, Fungi, Ascomycota, Pichiomycetes, Serinales, Debaryomycetaceae. Gene Ontology annotation, molecular function: ATP binding; methionine adenosyltransferase activity. The record is from RefSeq and is a predicted model, not a curated record.
AUGACUACUUCUAGAGAAACAUUCCUUUUUACUUCCGAAUCCGUUGGUGAAGGUCACCCAGAUAAGAUUUGUGAUCAAGUUUCCGAUGCUAUCUUGGAUGCUUGUUUAGCUGUCGACCCAUUAUCCAAAGUUGCCUGUGAAACUGCUGCCAAAACUGGUAUGAUUAUGGUUUUCGGUGAAAUCACCACCAAGGCUCAAUUGGACUACCAAAAAAUUAUCAGAGACACCAUUAAACACAUUGGUUACGAUGACUCCGAAAAAGGUUUCGAUUACAAGACCUGUAACGUUUUAGUUGCCAUUGAACAACAAUCUCCAGAUAUUGCUCAAGGUUUGCACUACGAAAAAGCUUUGGAAGAAUUGGGUGCUGGUGAUCAAGGUAUUAUGUUUGGUUACGCUACUGAUGAAACUGAUGAAAAAUUGCCAUUGACCAUUUUGUUGGCUCACAAAUUGAAUGCUGCUUUGGCUUCUGCUAGAAGAUCUGGUUCUUUGCCAUGGUUGAGACCAGAUACCAAAACCCAAGUUACUGUUGAAUACGAAAAAGACGGUGGUGCUGUUGUUCCAAAGAGAGUUGACACCAUUGUUAUCUCUACUCAACAUGCUGAAGAAAUCUCCACUGAAAACUUGAGAAAAGAAAUCAUUGAACACAUCAUCAAACAAGUUAUUCCAGAACACUUAUUGGAUGACAAAACCAUUUACCACAUUCAACCAUCCGGUAGAUUCGUCAUUGGUGGUCCACAAGGUGAUGCCGGUUUGACUGGUAGAAAGAUCAUUGUUGAUACUUACGGUGGUUGGGGUGCUCACGGUGGUGGUGCUUUCUCCGGUAAAGAUUUCUCCAAGGUCGAUAGAUCUGCUGCUUAUGCUGCUAGAUGGGUUGCUAAAUCUUUGGUCAACGCUGGUUUGGCCAGAAGAGCUUUAGUUCAAUUCUCUUAUGCCAUUGGUGUUGCUGAACCACUUUCAGUCUACGUUGACACUUACGGUACCUCCAAAUAUACCUCCGAUCAAUUGGUCGAAAUUAUCAAGAACAACUUUGACUUAAGACCAGGUGUUAUUGUCAAAGAAUUGGACUUGGCCCGUCCAAUCUACUUCAAGACUGCUUCCUACGGUCACUUCACUAACCAAGAAAACCCAUGGGAACAACCAAAGAAAUUGAAAUUUUAG